This is a messenger RNA of Colletes gigas, 2428 nucleotides long. RefSeq lists its product as uncharacterized. NCBI's taxonomy places the organism in Eukaryota, Metazoa, Arthropoda, Insecta, Hymenoptera, Colletidae. Bases 1 to 2061 code for a protein of 686 amino acids. The record is from RefSeq and is a predicted model, not a curated record. The transcript is spliced from 3 exons.
AUGUGUGAUGAAGCAAAUAGCAAGAAGAAGAGUAAGGAGGAUGGAGAUGAAACCGAUAAACGGUGUUCAACUUCCAAUAAGAAAAAACGGCUUGUGUUAUCGGCACAUCGCUACUCAAAGAGUAAAAAGCGUCGAGAAAGUACUUCUACCAACACAAUACCUCAAGAAGACGUAGGAAAUUUGGAAGAGGUCAUUGAAGAAGAAACGAAUGAAGAUAUUGAAGAUUGUGCAGAUAACGACUGCAACUGGGUGGUAGAAGAAGAUGAACCACAACAGGCGGAAGAAACAAUUCCAGAGGCGAUAGAGUUCGUAAAUUUCUCGUAUAUGUUCCAGCAAAUGAAACGUUUACAGCAACAUUCCACGAUUGGCUGCGGCAUCGAACAUUGUCAAAUAAUUGAAUGCCAACAGUACGGUUUAGAGAAAACGUACAGUGUCCAGUGCCAAAUAUGCAAUCAUGUAGAGCGCAUAUCCUGCCUUCGGCAGAGUAAAGACACAAUGGGCAUUAACCACGCCGCUGAGUCUGCAACAAUGGUGACAGGCGGCGGAUACAAUCAGCUGGAGGAACUGUUGUCCGGUAUAAAUGUAUCCUGCAUGUCGAGAAGAAUUUAUAAGAAAUGUCAGAAUGACAUAAUCGAUGCAUUCGAAGUGGCCGCACAACGUGAAAUGGAAGAUGCUGCGAAAGAGGAAAGGGAACUAGCCAUAGCAAGAGGCGAUGUAUUACCAGGGUGUAAUAUACCGUGGAUCGCAGUAGUCGCAGAUGGAAGUUGGAUGAAACGGUCAUACCGCGGAGGAGAUUAUAAUUCUCUCUCUGGCGUAGGAGUCAUCGUGGGUUAUAACACCCAGAAAGUGCUACACGCAAACGUGAAGAACAAAUUUUGCAUGAUUUGCCAAACGGCGGCGAAAAAAAAGGAAGAAGCGCACGAGCAUCGGUGCUUUAAAAACUGGGGUCGUAAUCAGAGUUCGACUGGCAUGGAAAGUGCUGCUAUAAUCGAAGGUUUUAAAUGCAGUAUAGAAAUGCGUGGCCUUGUUUACUCCAUACUAGUUGCCGAUGGCGAUAGCAGUGUGUACAAAAAGAUAUUGGACAAUGAUCCAUAUAAAGAGUAUAUGGUGCAAGUACGAAAAAUAGAAUGCACCAAUCACCUGCUACGGAAUUUCAGUAGAAAAAUUAAUGACAUCGGAGCAAAAGGCAGAUGCAAAGAGCUAAGAGCUGUCGUAAAGGCUAAUGCUCUCCGCCUGCGUACUGCUGUAAAGAAAGCAGCAGAAUACCGGUUCAAAGAAAAAUUAAGACUCGUAGAUCAAAUAAAAAAUUUAAAAGAAGACAUGAAAAAUGUACCGAGUCACGUUUUCGGAGAACACAAGGAGUGUCAGAGAUUAGCAUACUUCUGCAAGAAAUACUCUGACUCAAAUAUUGUGAACUACGUUCCACAAUUGAUGCAAGCUGGUAUUUUUCAAAAUAUACAAGAAGCGAUGCAACCACUUUUCGCCCAAGCCGAAAGUUUGCUGUACUCUCUAAACAAUAAUGCUGUUGAGAGUUUUAAUAAUAUCGUCGCCAAAUUUAUCGGAGGCAAAAGGAUAAAUUUUGGACGAAGAGGUUCCUAUCAAGGUAGAGUCUCCGCUGCUGUCGUACAAUUUAAUACGAAAGAGGCAUUCAGCAAAGUGAGCACGGCAAUGAAUAAACAGCCGACAGCCAUCGCAAAAAGGAUGGAAGAACGUCGCAAGCAUGCAGCGAAAAUGGCAAGAAAAUAUAAACAAGAAGCGAAAGCAUCCUCCUUCCGAAACGAGAAACAAUCGUGCGAUCAGGAUUACGGCCCCAGUGCAGAGAAGCCAGAUAUGGACGAAGCAGUAUACUUUUCGGAGUGUCAAAGGCACUUGGCUAUACUGCAUGAGUGGCAAACGAUGCGAUGCCAGAUUGAAGCAGAAACUCGCGAUCAAGCAAACAGCGAGAAAGGGGGAGGAACAUGUCAUCCUUCCCCCCGGGAUGAGCCUCGACAGGCAAGGCAAGGCGGGGGACUCUGUGAUGGCGGAGGACGGUCACCGUGGGGUUUUAGCCGGUUCUAUUAGUAGUAAUUGCAACUGAAAGGGGCCAGUACCGUUGCAAGAAAAUAUAUAUGAGAAACAGUCAUAAUACAUUCUUCAGAAGAUGUAAGUAUUGCUUUCUACAUUCAAGUGGUAUACACCACAAGACUAAUUUUUAUUACAUUUCUUUCUGUUGUAUGUCAGGCAGGGUAUGAGUGGAAGGGGCAUGUGUGUCUGUGUGUGUGUGUGUGAGUGUCGCGAAGAGCGACGCGAUUCCGACGCGCGCGGCCAGGACUCGAGUUAAUGUACGAGGCCCGUGCAAGAAGGAUCCGUAAACCGAGUCACUGCGAAAUAUUAAAAUAAACAAAUUUAUCGUUGUCUACUAUAAAACUUGUCUUUUCUUUUAUUUUCG